Molecule: messenger RNA, 803 nt
Organism: Camelina sativa (false flax)
Lineage: Eukaryota; Viridiplantae; Streptophyta; Magnoliopsida; Brassicales; Brassicaceae
Product: putative NADH dehydrogenase [ubiquinone] 1 alpha subcomplex subunit 5, mitochondrial
Biological process (GO): respiratory electron transport chain
Cellular component (GO): respiratory chain complex I
Source: RefSeq, a predicted model, not a curated record
UGAAAAAGUGAGAGUUGACACUGUAAACAAACAACAACAAACAUAUCUGAGAUUUCGCCGGAGCUGAGGAGUGAGAGAGGAGCAGCGAUCCAACGGUUGAGAUGUUUCUACGGGUAAUCGGACGGCCAUUAUUGGCUAAAGUGAAGGAGACUACGGGGAUCGUUGGGCUUGACGUUGUUCCGAACGCGAGAGUGGUGUUGAUCGAUCUCUAUAACAAAACCCUAAAGGAGAUCCAAGCCGUACCGGAGGAUGAAGGAUACCGUAAAUCUGUGGAAGCAUUCACGCGCCACCGUCUCAGUGUAUGCAAGGAAGAAGAAGAUUGGGAGGUGAUUGAGAAACGGCUUGGUUGUGGUCAGGUUGAAGAGCUUAUCGAAGAGGCACGCGAUGAGCUCACCCUCAUUGGGAAAAUGAUUGAAUGGGACCCUUGGGGUGUUCCAGAUGACUACGAGUGUGAAGUAAUUGAGAACGAUGCACCGAUUCCAAAGCACGUUCCUCAGCACCGACCUGGUCCUCUUCCUGCAGAGUUCUACAAAACGCUUGAAGGUCUACUUUCGGAAUCCAAAACAGAAAUCCCUGCUGCUACUAGCUCCAGCGACCCACAGUUGAAGGAGUAACUUCCAGUUUUACAAGUUGUGUGCUUGUUGCUUUUUUGUGGCUAGAGUUGUUCCCGAAUUGGUGGUCAGCCUAUGAAUAAAUUGCUUAAUAACUUUCAAAACUAUAACAAUGUUGUACGCUUUUCACAAAAGUGUUUUAUCAUUCUUAUUAAAAGCCUCAUAGGAGAAUACAUAUGUUGUUUCUUCCCU